Messenger RNA from Priapulus caudatus, 549 nucleotides. RefSeq names its product enkurin-like. The coding region runs from base 85 to 549 and encodes 154 amino acids. Lineage: Eukaryota; Metazoa; Priapulida; Priapulimorpha; Priapulimorphida; Priapulidae. The transcript is spliced from 4 exons. The record is from RefSeq and is a predicted model, not a curated record. Gene Ontology annotation, molecular function: calmodulin binding. Gene Ontology annotation, cellular component: acrosomal vesicle.
GGUACGAAACGGCACUUCUCAUUUACUGUAUAAUAAAUUUAUUUGUUGUAGAAAGCGGAUUCUUUGUUCUAAGCAAAGAAAAAUAUGAUAGCAGGGCGCAAGAUUACAGAUGAAUCCAUUUAUGGAUUGAUUUAUGAACCCGAGGUUGUGCCGCAGAAACCAGCACGGUACAAAUCAAUGUACAGUUCAAAUGUAAAAGAGGAAAAAAAGCAGCACAAGUCUGAACAUGCUACUAUGGGACAGGCAAAGGUUCCGUUGCUCUCCCCUGAGAAAUUUCUCGCCAAACAUUCUAAGGAAUUCAAACUACCUGCAAAGAAGCAGUUUAACUACCCCGACCAGGACACCUGCAGACCUCUAGUACCGAUGAUAGACGACAAACCAGUCAUGGGUCUGAAAUCGAACAAGAACUUCAUAACGACGAAUGCCGUGGAGAACAUCACGUCGAUUCCGAAGAAAGCCGUGCCGAAAGUCGUGGACACGCGGGGAGGCGACACACAUCCACUCGAUGCUUCCGGCCUUGCCCCGAAAUACGUGAAAAAGAAGUUGUGA